Molecule: messenger RNA, 1377 nt
Organism: Penicillium brevicompactum
Lineage: Eukaryota; Fungi; Ascomycota; Eurotiomycetes; Eurotiales; Aspergillaceae
Product: cytochrome P450
Exons: 3
Coding region: 1-1377 (458 amino acids)
Molecular function (GO): heme binding; oxidoreductase activity, acting on paired donors, with incorporation or reduction of molecular oxygen; monooxygenase activity
Source: RefSeq, a predicted model, not a curated record
AUGCUAGACUGGAAUCUUUUCCCAGCAGGCGCUUACGUCGCGCUGGCGGUGAUUUUCCUGACUCUGACUAUUCGGACAUGCGUUCGCCCCAAUUCAGCUAGUUCAGGACUCCCAUGGGCCGGACGUCGACCUGAGUUCUUGGCCGAUAUCAGAGCAUGCCUGCGCGAAUACACAUCGGGUCUGAAGACAAUGAUCUCUGGCUAUAACAAAUUCGGCUUGAAAGGAAUGCCAUGGAUUCUUCCUGGGACCGGCUUCCAAACCCAAGUGAUGCUUCCAAUAGAACACAUCAAAUGGGUCAUCGAUCAGCCGGAUGAUGUUUUGUCCCAUGGGCAAUUUCACGGAGAACGGCUGGGCCUCAAAUACUUUUUGCCUGGGUUCGACUUCACUUCCCAGAUGGCUACCGUUGAGGCCCUUCGGCUUCACCUCACACGCAGUCUAGGAAAGAUCCAGGGUGACCUCAUGGAUGAGUUACGUCGUUCGGUUGAUGAAGCUUUUGGGAUGGAUGAGGAAGAGUGGAAAGAAUUGAACGUAUAUGAUGCAUUCAACGAUGUCGUCUUCCAAAUGAGCGGACGUGUUCUCUUCGGUCCAGUCCUGACCCAUAACAGACACUUUAUGGCCCAACUCAAGCGCUUGGCUACUUGGUUUGGCGCAGGUACCCUCAUCAUUGGCCAAUUGGUUCCGUGGCAGCUCAAGCGAGUCCUUGGCUUCCUCUAUGCUUUACCAACUGCCUACUAUCGCUCAAUGUCGGGAUCUAUUGCCUCGUCCACUGCGGUGUUCAGCGGCGCCGUUCUCGAUCUACUUGCUUCUGAUCCGCAACUGAAUUACUACCAGCUGUUGCGGGAGGAGUGUGAUUCUGCCUUCCAAACAGAAGAUGACUGGACCAGCUCAGUCACACUCUUGAAAUUGCAUCGAGUGGAUAGUGCACUUCGUGAAAGUCUCCGACGCAACCCUUCCCUGCUUCGUGGUCACUCUCGCAUGGUGAUGCCCAAAGAAGGUGUCACUCUUCCAAACGGCCAACACAUUCCACAAGGAUGGAUGAUUGGUUUCCCAAUCGGGGCCGUCCACGCUGAUCCUCAGUACUACGACGAGCCUGAUUUGUACAAUCCAUUCCGCUUCUUACCGAAGGAAAAUGCUCCAAAGGCCAUGAUGGUGACUACCAGUCACACUUAUCUUUCUUUCGGCCACUCUAAGUACUCCUGUCCUGGUCGUUGGUUUGCAUCCCAUCUGAUGAAAUCACUCUUCUCAUAUCUCCUCGUCCAUUAUGAUAUGGAGCCGCUGAAGGAAAGGCCGCUGAACAUGGUUGUGGGAGAUCUCCUGUUCCCUCCUCCGUCCACUACGAUCCGUGUACGUCGUAGAGUGAGAGCCGCUGCCCAGUGA